Messenger RNA from Sitodiplosis mosellana (orange wheat blossom midge), 5299 nucleotides. RefSeq names its product dynamin-like. Bases 2980 to 5091 code for a protein of 703 amino acids. Gene Ontology annotation, biological process: receptor-mediated endocytosis. Gene Ontology annotation, molecular function: GTPase activity; GTP binding; microtubule binding. The transcript is spliced from 12 exons. Lineage: Eukaryota; Metazoa; Arthropoda; Insecta; Diptera; Cecidomyiidae. Gene Ontology annotation, cellular component: cytoplasm; plasma membrane; synapse. The record is from RefSeq and is a predicted model, not a curated record.
AUUGGCUUCUGUUCCAUUUCUAUGCUAUUCUUUACGUCGUUAGACGCACACAUGAACGCGACAAAUUGAACGCAUCAACAAUGUUACGUAAUUAAAGAAACAUUUUUUACUUAUAAAAUUGAUGUUUAUCACGUGCUACGCUCUCACAAAAAUCAAUUUUGCACAUUCGUGACAUUUUUAUUUUUUUGUCUACUUUAUUAACAAAUUAAAAAAAGAUUCAAUAAUACAUUGAACGAUCUGUGUCACAACUUUUGACACUUGUCUCGUAGCGCUAGAAGUGAGCUGUCAGACGCUUAGAUGCAGGACCUUCGUCCUUGGUCCACUUUUUGGCAAUUUCACUCCGGGCUGUGCAACGGUCAUGAUCAUUAAUGCAGCAGAAGAGGUGUAUAAACAGGCAUUUUUAGUGAGGACGACUUCAGAAGGACACUUCGUUACUGCUGAACUAAAUUCGGAAUUUCAUAAACUUUUUUGACUCAAAUGCAAUACAAUCCCAUCGUAAUAACCACAAAAGGAUUCGUUAUUGUUAACCGCCAAUGCUUUCAUUCAACAUGAUAUCAGUUUGUUUCACGUAUACAUUCAUUUACAUCCAAUUUUACAUCAGUAGGACACCGAGUUCAAACAUAAAAACCAAGUGGACAUUGUUGCCAUGAUAUGUAUGGUGGCAACUCUAUAACAAAUACCUACUGUACAACUCGAUACUAUUGGGUGAAAUUAAAUAUUCAUAAGGGGUAAUUUAUUACACGCGAAUUAAUGAAAAACAAUAAAUUUAUAUCAUUAAAAUGAUAAGAACUGGCUAUGCCAUUUUGAGUAAGGUCAAUUUACGGAAGAACAACAGCUCAAUCGAAAAUUGAAAGUAUUCAUAAUCACCCGAAAUCAUAUAGUGGUUUGAAUUUUUCAUUCAAAAUCUUUGAUUCUAAAACGAGGACCUAGUAAAAAAUCAAUUGCGAAUUUCAACAGAGAACUGAAAGUAGGUAAAAUCAAACCCGAAAGAAAUCCACUGUGUUGAAGUGGAACAUUUAAAAGUUCACAGUUCGAAAUAUCAGCAAAUUUUUUUUUAAUGAUUUUGAUUAGGGAUUAUCAUCUUUCAUUUAUCUGAGUUUUUCGCAGAAAAAAUUCCUUAUCAAUUAAUUAAGGAUGACAGCGUCCGGAUAUUAUCCAGACUUCACCAUUGCUUAUGGUACUAAACUCCGCGAAAUAUCAGUUCUGUACGGAAAUGCAAUUUUUUCGAGCACUCAUCGCUUUGUGGCAUAUCUAAAAUUUAACAUAGAAUAUAAUUAGCCGCUUGGGAAGCAAUCAUUCGUCGUUUUCUCGCCAAAAUUAUAACAUCACUUUUUUCAACUGAAUUCGGAAAAAUAUAUAAAAUAAUCGUUGCAGUUUUGAAUAAAGAAAAUAUUACAAAGUGUUUCAAUUUUAUUUUUAACAUUAGUUUGAAGAGAUAAAAAAUUAACGAUCAUACAUACGAGCUUCCAGUAAACCGGUGAAUAAAUCUUUUUUUCUAAAUACAAAAUAAACAAGAGCACAGACUUGCGCUAUCACAUAUUUCUUCUUUGUGAUGUUCGCAAUAGUGCAGACAGCGAAGGUGAAUCAUCGCAUCGAUAUAGCAGCGACUGUUAUAUGUUGCUCUCACUCUUUUGUUAACCGGGGAAUCCAAAUUUUGGGGAAUCACAUUUAAUACUUUUUUUGGAUUUAUCGAUUGCCGAAUAUUUUUUUUUACCAUUUUGAUUCAGAACCGCAUUGUAAAUUAAAUAAUCUAAUCUAAGAUGAUUCAUGAUAUUCAGUUGUUCCUUCGUUAAGGAUUUCAGUUUGAAAUGACUGCACGUGAAACUCAUCGAAGUUCCUUGAAAUAUUUUCGUAAAUAAAAUCGUUGCAAGUAAAAUCCAUCGCAAGCAUAGAGAUUUCUCGACAUAUGUAUUAUAUACAUAUGUGAUGUAUACGUGAUAUAUGCAGAAAAAAAAAUUGCAUGAGUUCAGCGAAAAAGCAUAGAAAGAAAUCUUAAAGUCAGUAUUUACGAUAUCAAUAUCAUUGAUUACUUCACGGAAACCAGGCAGUGUUUAUUUCAUCCUCCUAAUUUGAUUGCUGAGUUGUCUCAAAUGAUACGCACUGAAACAAAUGUAUCCCGAGUAACUGUACAAAUUUCGAACAAAUUCAAUCACCUAGUGAUCCAAUCACGUUUCAUAGUUAGAAUGCUUGAAUGCAAAGCAAAGUAUGCUAUUUUAUGACUUCCCUUUGAUUUCUUUAACGCAAAAUUUCUUAGUAUGGUGAAAUUGACAUAUUGACAACAGCAAUUUUCGUUGGAACUGUCUUUUUGUCGUUUGAACGUGUUUAUAUGAGAGACGAUCGCUCUGUAAAGUUUGUUUAAACAGUGUAUAAAUCCCUCCGCAUAAAGAUUCUGUUUAUUAUUUUUUUCUUGAAUUGUAUAUGAGCGAAUGAUUCACAAGGAGAGCAGUAAGGCAAUAUAUUCAUAAAUUGGACGGCAAUUCAAUUGCCGCAAUUAUGCCAAUCCGCUGAACGAAAAAACCGUACCAUAAUUUGUCGCAACAAUACAAAACUAAGAACGUAGACGUGAACGCAAGCGACGCAGACUCAACUGGAUGAGAAUUCGUCAAAGCGAAUCGAUGUGUUCAAAGAUAAACUUCGAAAGUAUUUGAGUUGAAUGUGUGAUGAAAUUCCGCACACAAUGGACUUUUGGCUUGGUCAUAACAUCGGUGAUUUUUUCGAUUUAGUUCAUCAGUUUGAUUUGCCCGAGCAAGAGCAUCGACAAUUCAUUGUGCAUUAUUUUAAAUCACAUUUCAUUUGCAGUUAAAAGGAUUACAAGCUGUGAUCACUGAUCAGAAAUAAUUUAAAAACUGAAAUAAAAUCUCCCAAUAAAUAAAAAGCACGAAACAAGCGAUAAAUAAAUUAAACGCUUUUUCUGCUCAAUAAAAAAAUCAUUCAAAUUGGAUAUAAAAAUUUGAAAGUGAAAAAAAUAUCAUAGCAAAAAUGGAACCGGGUAAUGCAGGCAUGGAAAAGCUGAUUCCAGCAAUGAACAAAAUUUUGGACGUGUGCACUCAAGUUGGCGUUGAUAUGCAAUUUGAUUUUCCGCAAAUUGCUGUGAUUGGAUGCCAAAGUGCCGGGAAGAGUUCAGUUUUGGAGAAUUUUGUCGGACGAGAUUUUUUGCCACGAGGCUCUGACAUCGUAACUCGACGCCCGUUGAUCUUGCAGUUGAUCAGCUCAACAGAAGAUAAUGAGGAGUAUGGUGUAUUUAUGCACGACAAGGACAAAAAGUUCACCAAUUUCGACGAUAUUCGUAAAGAAAUCGAGUCUGUCACCGAAGAAAUUGCCGGAAGCAAAAAGGGCAUUUCUCAUAUUCCAAUCAAUUUGCACAUUCAUUCACCAAAUGUAUUGGACUUAACACUGAUCGAUUUGCCGGGUAUAACCAAAGUUGCAGUUGGUGAUCAGCCACCUGAUAUCGAGCAGCAAGUCAGAGACAUGAUCUUCAAGUACAUCUCGAAAGAGAAUUGUUUAAUUCUGGCUGUUUCGCCAGCAAACUCCGAUUUGGCCAAUUCCGAUGCCAUAAAAUUGGCAAAAGAAGUCGAUCCACAAGGCGUUCGCACAAUUGGUGUGAUCACCAAAUUGGAUCUAAUGGAUGAAGGCACCAAUGCUCGAAAGAUCCUGGAAAAUGAGCUGUUGCCAUUGCGUCGUGGCUACAUCGGUGUUGUAAAUCGUUCUCAAAAACAUAUCAACGAAAAGAAAGAUAUUAUGGCAGCGCUGAAGGCUGAACGUAAUUUUUUCAUGGGCCACAAAGAUUAUCGCCGUUUUGCUGACCGUAUGGGCACACCAUAUUUGCAACGAGUGUUGAAUCAACAGUUAACUGAACAUAUUCGCGAUAAGCUGCCAAGUUUGCAGGAUGAAUUGAGCAAGCGGAUGGUAUCGCUCGAGAAAAAAGUGCAAGAAUUCAACAACGUGAAUUCAGAUGAUCCCGAGGCCAUGAAAACAGUGAUGCUUAAAAUCAUUCGACAAAUGCAAUCGGAUUUUGAAAAAGCGAUUGGCGGGCUUGGCAGUGAAGACAUUCGUACCGAAGGGCUGUCUAACGGUGCCAUCAUCUGCAAAUUGUUCCAUGAACGUUUGCCACGUGACAUUUCGCAAAUCUCUCUGGACAGCGAUCAGAUGCGUCGUGAGAUUAACUUUGCAGUGAGCAACAUUUACGGUUAUCGUGGUGUUUUGUUCGAACCAUACAUGGUGUUCGAAGACAUUGUGAAAAAGCAAAUUGAACGACUAAAAGAGCCGGUUCUUAAGUGCAUCGAAUUGGUGGUAGGCGAGUUAACUUCGGCUGUUCGGUUUUGCACUCAGCACAUUGCAAAUUAUCCGAAUUUACGCGGUGACAUUGAAAACAAUAUCAUUUCAUUCAUCCAUAACAACGCGCCAAGAUACAAACAAAAUAUUUUAUCGCUGACCGAUAUGGAGCUCGCCUACAUGAAUUACAGCCAUGACGAAUUCAUGAAGAACAUAACACCACGAAAAGCUAAGGGUGAAAUAAGUGCCAGCAGUUCAGUUUUCACCGAUUCUGCCGUGGAUGUAACUGGAUGCUCUCGAAUCGAGUCAAUCCCAGAUGAAGCGGCCACACAUACCUUAAAUGGGGAUAACGAAAGUAUGCAUUCACUAGAGGGUGAAGAAUCAAAAGCAAAUCAUGAAACGAAGGAUGCCAAAGAUGCAAAAGAUGAGAAGGAAAUGAAAAACUAUAAUAUAGAUCCGUCACUCAAUCGAACCGUCGGUGAUAUUUAUGAAAAAAUCGAUUCUUACAUGCGCAUUGUCAAAAAAACCACACGUGAUAUGGUCCCAAAGGCGAUCACAUUGUACGUCGUAAAAGAAUUGCAAGACUACAUCAACGAUAAGAUUUUAAUGGAUUUUCUUGGUCUUCCAAGCGAUGAAUAUGCUGAAAAAUUCGCGUUGAGCCCAGAGGAAGCUCAAAAACACGAUAAAAACUCCAAGACGUAUGAAGCAUGCAAAUCAGCACUUGAAAUUAUUCGUACUGUGUCAAAGGAAACCGCUCAUGGUGUCAUCGCCAAUGGAGAACAAAAAUUGGCCCGUUCGUCGACUCCAUCGAUCGAUUAGUGACUUCAGUAUCACCGCGCUACUUGGACUUACUACCAUUUAUCAAUUUCAAUACACUUUUUUUCCUAUCUAAGAUUUAGCAUGUAAUUUCAAUAAUCCAUUUAUGUUCAAUUUUCUCAGUUAGACACAGCCAAAACAUUAUACACCUUUGUAAAAAAAGUUUCGUUGUUGCCAAAUAGUUUGCCGAAUAAAAGUACAUGCCAUUGAA